Cuscuta epithymum is the source of this 3121-nucleotide messenger RNA. NCBI's taxonomy places the organism in Eukaryota, Viridiplantae, Streptophyta, Magnoliopsida, Solanales, Convolvulaceae. The record is from the annotation of a GenBank genome assembly.
UGCAGUAAGAAGUAUUUUCUUCAUUCUCCUCUUUCCUUCUUCAUCCUCUUUUUCUAUACCUUUAUUUAAAUCAAUUUUUUUUCAUUAUUUGCACAAAAUCAACUUAUUAGAAAACCUGUAUACUUAGCAUUUUCCAAAUUAGAAAACCUUCAACACUCCCAAUCAGGCCGUUAGGAUUUACAAUUCCAGCUUCGGAUUCCACCAAUGGUCGCAUGUUGCUGAACUACAAUUGAUGAGUCCAGAAAUCAAGUGCGCAGAGUCGACGGCGGAAGAGGUAGAAGAAGAAGAACAGUUAUUCGCCCAGUAGCCGGAGACAGACAUGACGUCUGGCUUGAAAACCUUGAGCCCCAUCGCGACACCUCUCCGUCUUUGGUCCAAAGCUUCUCUCUUUCACUCCUCUCGCCAGAAAUUGCAUUUACCUAUCUUGAGAUCUGCUUCUCUCUUUUAUCCACUAUGCACACUGCAAACGAGUGGCACAAGAGCUUUGCCUAAGGGGGUUGGCGAAGCUGUUAAUGAAGCUUCAAAGAAGAACAGUUUUCUUCAAGUGGUUUUAGUUUCUCCUCAGAUUCCUGGGAAUGUUGGAAGUAUUGCAAGAACAUGUGCAGCAUCAGGUGUUAAACUCCACCUAGUUCAGCCAUUAGGAUUUGCAAUUGAUGAUACAAAGCUAAAGCGAGCUGGACUUGAUUACUGGCCGUAUCCUUCAUUCCUUUGCAACACCCCAAUAAUAUAACUUACACUUAUGUAGAAUUUGUUACCAACCCACUGGUUGAUCAUUUAAGAAUAUGCUGAUUUCUUGCUGAGUAUCUCCACACAUUUGUUUUGCCAAACCAUCAUCAUCUCUACUAUCACCUCAUCACCUUAAUACCAACUAUGUUUUUGUUGCAUGAAAUUCCCAGUGACAGUUAAUCCUCACAAUAUAUUUAACACUAAAUUUUCAAAGAAAGUAUAGUGGUGAAGUUUCACGCUAGACGUCCUUCAUGUUUAAAGCAGGAAUAAAUGAAUAAUGAGAUGACAAUUUAAAACUGUAAUAAUCUAAUCAUAGAUCUUAUCAGCUUACAUAAAGGUAUGAUUAGAGAUUAUGAGUUGUGAUAGUCAUGUUUCAUUGCAAAGUUGAUAUUGUAAAAUCAGCAUGCAUAUAAUGGAACAUGACCGACAUUCUUUAAACCUACACAUGGUGAAUUUUACUUUUUCUCAUUAUGUUUAUCAAUGAAGACUACACUUUCUCUGAGUCUCUGAGAAGAGUGACAAAAUUUGUGAGCAUAAUUGCGUGGUGGAGUGAUAGACUUAGAUGUGUAUGAAAACAUGCAAUCGUAAAUGCAUGCAUACAGAGAUGGAUCAAAGGAAGAGCUGAUGGCUGAUAUGUUGUUGUGAAAGUGCAUCUGUCAUGGUCUGAAUUUCUGGUCUAUUUCAACAAACAGAUUGGGGAAAAGAGGCUUUUGGCAUUUACUAAAAGUGGGACAACCAUACAUUCUGACUUUUGCUACAGAAGGGGUGAUUGGCUGGUAUUUGGCUCAGAAACUAAAGGGUUGCCCCCUGAAGCUGUACUUGAUUGCAAGAACGAGCCUCUUGGUGGUGGAACCGUCCGCAUCCCAAUGGUGGACACAUAUGUUAGGUGUUUGAACUUAUCUGUGAGUGUUGGCGUGGCUGUGUACGAAGCUUCUCGACAAAUAGACUACGAACAACUUCAAUCUUUGCCUGAAGAACCUCAUAUAUGUAUAGAUCCAUCUUUUUUCAAGGAAGACAUUUUUGCCUAGUUUUUCUCCUGAUUACCCUCUUUGAUGUUCAAGUUGAGUUGUCACUGUACUUGCUAAAAUUGAAGUGUGAAGAAAAGAUGGUUGGGCGCAUGAAAGAGGAUGCAGAAUGCAUCAAUUAUGAAUGUGCAUAAAAACUUUGUUAAGCCUUGCUUCGCUUUAUAUCAAACACGUCCUUGCUCUGCACGUGGGAGGACCUGGCAGAGGAUGUAGUGUACAAACAUACAAACUGGGGCGCAUAUCUUUAGGUCAUAAGUCGCUUAACAAACUGACCUAUUUCAUUUUGAAGCUCAAAGGUGGCAGAGACAUUUGAUUGGCCUGGAUCUCGAUAGACAGUUUGUGCCACUGGUCUAUGCUGAAGCAUUAUGGUUUAGGCCUUGAUGGGCGUAUUUCAUCCAUCCCUGAUGGACUUGCUAAGAUGAUUAGGGCGGCCACUACCUGUCUUGCAGAAGGCAGUUACCAAACUUCAUUGAGUGAAUGACUGCGUGCGUGCAUGUACCUUCUGUCUGUGAUCGACUGUGUUGUUCUAGUCCUGUCACUAGAUAGCUGCAUUAGCUGGUGGUGUGACGUUAGCUGAUUGUGUUAGGCUUUAGGCACAAGUUUAGCUUAGCUACGUGACCACUUGUGGGCUAACAGGCGUCCCUGACCGUAUGAAAUGAUGGCAGAACUAGAAUAAAUGGUUGAAGCACCCGCAAUGCACAAGCAAAGUGUCAGACUCAUAUUUAAAGGGUGUAUUUCACACAGGCCACACAUAAACACGUUAAUGCCUUGAUGCACAACACUUUGUCGACAACCUCUUUUGUGUGCUAAAUUAACAACUUGAUACUUGAGUUAAACAACAAAAACUAAUUUAAAGUUAUCUGGUGUUAUCAUGUUAAAGAAUUGUUACGAUCUGUUUCAUAAUCGGAUUUGGACCUGGGUAGUCUGACAGUCAACUCCUCGAAAUUGCACUACCAUGGACAAAAAGGAGCAACUACCCUAUUCGGGUGUCCUUAACUCUCUCUAAGAUUUUCAAAUGUCAAAGAUGGCUCUCACAUAGAGAAAUAUCAGAAAGUUUGAGACUUGAGACUGUUGAGAGAUAGAUUGAGCAUCAAGUUGUCUUUCUUGUUUUUAGUGGAGAGGUGUCUAAAUGGACUCAAUAUAUCAGAAGAUUAUUUGUUUUGCUAGCAGAGAUGAGAAUGACACUUCAAUACAUUCUACACACAGUUUAAACUGUGGCCUAUUUUAGCAAGAUCUGCACAAAUGCACACCACACAUGUAACUCAAAUUAUAGACCUGAGUUUGAAUUCUAAUAGGUGAGGUAAUAAGAGUGAAAUCAUGAAGGAUAAUAGCAAUAAGGUGCAGUGGUUCGAAUUCUACACUACUCAACU